AUGAAUAAUCCCUACAAACUGUGGCUGGCUGGCAAGGAAGAGCCUGGCCGAGGAAAUCUUAUCUCUAUUGAAGAUCCUGCAACUGGAGAGAUAUUUGCGCAAUGCCAUACUGCUUCCGAAGAAGAUGUCGAAGCUGCAGUGAGCAUUGCUCACUCGGUAUUCAAGUCUGGUAUUUGGUCUCGUGCUAGCCGACAUCACCGAGCAGAUGUGCUCGAAAAAUGCGCGACAAUGCUCUCAGAAUCUCUACCGGAGCUGAUUCAAUUGGAGACGAAACAAACAGGCCGAGCUAUCAAGGAGAUGAAUGCUCAAGUGCCUGCACUGGUGAAAUGGUUUAAAUACUAUGCGUCUCUGCUCCGGGUUGAAGAAAGGGCAGUGCUUCCAACCAGUGGAUCACUCCACAACUUCGUUGAUCGAGUUCCUUUAGGCGUUGUGGUACAAAUAACGCCAUUCAACCACCCCCUUCUUAUCGCUGUCAAGAAACUGGCCCCAGCUUUGGCAGCUGGAAAUAGCGUUAUUGUCAAGCCCAGUGAAUUAACACCCUUGACAACUUUAUUGCUAGGCAGAAUUCUUGGUAAAGCAGGAGUACCACCAGGAGUACUUCAUGUUUUACCUGGAUACGGUGCCACGACGGGAAAGGUACUGGUCUCUCAUCAAUUAAUUCGGAAAGUUGACAUUACUGGUGGCACAGCUGCCGGUAGGGCGAUUGGGGGUAUUGUGGGGGGCAACUUAGCCAAUUAUACCGCCGAGUUGGGUGGUAAGGCACCUUUGAUUGUUUUUCAACAUGCUGAUCUUGACGUUGCGGUGAACGGCAUCGCAUUCGGGAGUUACAUUGCAAGUGGACAAACCUGCAUCGCGAGCACAAGAAUUAUUGUGGAAAAUAAAGUUAUGAAUCAGGCCCUUGACAAGUUGAAGGCCAAAGUGGAAGGAAUUCGAAGUCGCAUAGGAGAUCCAAAAAACCUGGCUUCCAUGAUGGGACCUAUGAUAUCACAAAAGCAACUACAAAAUGUGGAAAGACUAGUUCAAGAAGCAAUUGCAGGCGGCAGUGCAAUACCGCUCACCGGAGCAAGAAGAAUGACAGGGAAAAGCUCACUUGAUGAAUUCGAUCUCUCCAAAGGGUACUUCUACGAACCCACGGUUCUGUUAUCUCAAGAUGGUGGAAAUGGUAUCACUAAAUCCAAGAUUUGGAAGGAAGAAGCAUUUGGACCUGUCAUUGUCGUCGUUGGAUUUGAUACCGAAGAGCAGGCAAUCAACCUAGCUAACGAUGCUGAAUUUGGACUGGGCGCUAGCAUCUGGACCAAAGACCUCUCACAAGCAUUUCGGGUGUCAGAGCAAAUCGAAGCAGGAAUUGUGUGGGUCAAUACACACCAUCGGAAUGACCCUAGCAGUCCCUGGGGAGGAAUAAAAGCGGCGAGCGGAGUUGGAAGCGAGAAUGGAGUUGAUGCAUUUAAUGCAUACACAACAGCCAAAAGCACCAUUAUCAAUUUUGCUACAGCUGAAGAGUCACUUGCAACGGAUGAUUGGUUUGGAAAUGAUACAAAUCGGGUUCGCUACGGAUGA
Penicillium macrosclerotiorum is the source of this 1557-nucleotide messenger RNA. RefSeq lists its product as uncharacterized. Lineage: Eukaryota; Fungi; Ascomycota; Eurotiomycetes; Eurotiales; Aspergillaceae. The coding region runs from base 1 to 1557 and encodes 518 amino acids. The transcript is spliced from 3 exons. Gene Ontology annotation, molecular function: aldehyde dehydrogenase (NAD+) activity. The record is from RefSeq and is a predicted model, not a curated record.